AUGGCCUACACCUGUGGUGAAGGCGAGAGGACACCAAAUUCAAGCUACACGCUUAAACUGACCUCAAGUCCUGUGUUAGAGGAUGACCUUAAACUCCUGCCUUAUCUCUACUUCCUAAUUCGGUGUGGGCCUGUUCCACACCCCAGUGAGUGCAGAUUUGGAACUAGUGCAGGCGUCGAAAAAAUCAGGUUCAGUUCCUCAAAGCCCUUUAAGAGUGGUGUGCACCGAUCGAGGCCUGCUUCCGGAUCCGCUGUGCCCCACCCCCCGCCCCCUCCAGCUGAGUACCGGGGGAGCAGCCGCCCUAACACGAAGGGACCUCUGGGCGCACCAGAGAGGUCGCGCGGGCCGGGUCCGCCUAGCGGAAAUCCACUGGACCCAGCACCGCCCUCCCUGCCACGCGCCGGGCGGAACUCCAGCCGCCGCCACUCCCGGGGCUCGCAGGAAGAAACAGGGACGUUGAGGACGCAGGGCUGGCCGGAGCAGCAGCGCGUGGCAGGCGCGAGCUCUACCGCGCAUGCUCCGCGCGCGGAGUUUCCCCGGCCCCGCCCCCUCCACGGUCGGCGAGACGCCGGCUCCUCCGCGGCGGCGGCGGCAGGGGCGGGGGCGGCCGGGGUCUCCGAGUGGCUGGUGCUGCGGGAUGGGUGCAUGCGCUGCGACGCCGACGGGCUGCACAGCCUCUCCUACCACCCGGCUCUCAACGCCAUCCUGGCCGUCACCAGCCGCGGGACCAUCAAAGUCAUCGACGGCACGUCUGGGGCUACCCUUCAGGCCUCGGCGCUCAGCGCUAAACCGGGUGGACAGGUGAAAUGUCAGUAUAUUUCUGCUGUGGAUAAAGUUAUAUUUGUGGAUGAUUAUGCAGUAGGUUGUAGGAAGGACCUUAAUGGAAUCCUGUUGUUAGACACUGCUCUGCAAACUCCAGUUUCAAAGCAGGAUGAUGUGGUUCAGCUUGAACUUCCUGUCACAGAGGCACAGCAGCUCUUAUCAGCAUGUAUAGAAAAGGUAGAUGUUUCUAGUACAGAAGGUUAUGAUUUGUUCAUCACACAACUGAAAGAUGGCUUAAAAAAUACAUCUCAUGAGACCGCAGCAAACCAUAAAGUUGCUAAGUGGGCCACAGUUACAUUUCAUCUUCCUCAUCAUGUAUUGAAGUCUAUUGCCAGUGCCAUUGUAAAUGAACUCAAGAAAAUAAAUCAAAAUGUUGCUGCCUUACCUGUGGCGUCCUCAGUGAUGGACAGAUUGUCUUACCUCUUACCCAGUGCACGCCCAGAACUUGGCGUGGGGCCAGGCCGCUCUGUAGACAGGGCAUUGAUGUAUAGUGAGGCUAACAGAAGGGAGACAUUCACUUCUUGGCCUCAUGUUGGCUAUAGGUGGGCACAGCCAGAUCCCAUGGCUCAAGCUGGAUUUUAUCAUCAGCCUGCCUCAUCUGGAGAUGAUAGAGCCAUGUGCUUUACCUGUAGUGUAUGUCUCGUUUGUUGGGAGCCUACGGAUGAACCUUGGUCUGAACAUGAGAGACAUUCCCCCAACUGCCCUUUUGUGAAAGGUGAACACACCCAGAAUGUGCCCUUGUCGGUCACACUGGCAACGAGUCCUGCACAGCUUCCUUCUGCAGAUGGAGCUGACAGAAUAUCUUGCUUUGGGUCGGGGAGCUGCCCUCAGUUUCUAGCUGCUGCCACCAAACGUGGAAAGAUCUGCGUAUGGGAUGUCUCCAAACUCAUGAAGGUGCACUUGAAAUUUGAAAUCAAUGCCUACGAUCCAGCAAUUGUACAACAACUGAUCCUAUCAGGAGACCCAAGCUCAGGAGUUGAUUCAAGGAGACCAACUUUGGCAUGGCUAGAAGACUCCUCUAGUUGCUCAGACAUACCGAAACUGGAAGGAGACAGCGAUGAUUUACUGGAGGAUUCAGACAGCGAAGAGCAUUCCAGAUCAGAUUCUGUAACGGGUCAUACGUCACAAAAGGAAGCCAUGGAAAUAAGCCUUGAUAUAACAGCACUCAGCAUUCUCCAACAGCCAGAAAAACUGCAGUGGGAGAUUGUGGCAAAUGUGCUUGAGGAUACUGUUAAGGAUCUUGAAGAACUUGGGGCAAAUCCUUGCUUAACAAACUCUAAGAGUGAAAAGACAAAGGAGAAGCACCAGGAGCAACACAACAUUCCCUUUCCGUGUUUAUUGGCUGGAGGUUUAUUAACAUAUAAAUCUCCCGCUACCUCACCCAUUAGUAGUAAUUCCCAUAGGUCACUGGAUGGUUUAAGCAGAACUCAGGGCGAAAGUAUAUCAGAACAAGGGUCAACUGACAAUGAAUCCUGCACAAAUUCAGAACUGAAUUCUCCUCUGGUAAGGAGGACUUUGCCUGUUUUACUUCUUUAUAGUAUCAAAGAAUCUGAUGAAAAAGCAGGAAAAAUCUUUUCACAGAUGAACAAUAUUAUGAGUAAAAGUUUGCACGAUGACGGUUUUACGGUUCCACAGAUUAUUGAAAUGGAACUGGAUAACCAGGAGCAGUUGUUGUUGCAGGAUCCUCCUGUGACUUACAUUCAGCAGUUUGCAGAUGCAGCAGCCAGUCUCACCUCUCCAGAUUCCGAAAAGUGGAACUCUGUGUUACCCAAGCCUGGGACUUUGGUUCAGUGCUUGAGGCUACCAAAGUUUGCAGAGGAGGAGACUCUUUGUAUAGACUCCAUAACUCCUUGUGCUGAUGGAAUUCAUUUGUUGGUAGGACUGCGAACAUGCUCUGUUGAAUCAUUGAGUGCAAUAAAUCAAGUCGAGGCCUUGAAUAAUUUAAAUAAAUUAAACUCUGCACUAUGUAAUAGACGGAAAGGUGAACUGGAGUCCAAUCUUGCUGUAGUGAAUGGUGCAAAUAUUAGUGUGAUCCAACACGAGUCACCAGCAGAUGUACCAACUCCUUUGAUCAUCCAUCCGGAGCAGAGGAAUGUUAGUGGUGGAUAUUUAGUUCUUUACAAAAUGAAUUAUACCACUCGAAUAGUGACUUUAGAAGAGGAGCCAGUAAAAAUCCAACAUAUCAAAGAUCCCCAGGACACAAUUACCUCGCUCAUACUGCUUCCACCAGAUAUACUGGAUAAUCGAGAGGAUGACUGUGAAGAGCCUGCUGAGGACGUGCAGUCAACCUCAAAGAAUGGGAUUGAAAGAGAAAAGAAGUCUGACAUUUCUACUCUUGGACACCUGGUGAUAACCACUCAGGGAGGAUAUGUGAAAGUAUUAGACCUUUCAAACUUUGAAAUUUUGGCCAAAGUGGAGCCUCCCAAAAAGGAGGGCACUGAAGAACAGGAUACAUUUGUUUCUGUCAUUUACUGCUCAGGCACAGAUAGGCUGUGUGCGUGCACCAAAGGUGGUGAGCUUCAUUUUCUCCAAAUUGGAGGAACCUGUGAUGAUAUUGAUGAAGCUGAUAUUCUGGUAGAUGGAUCCCUUUCUAAAGGAAUAGAACCAUCUUUAGAAGGUUCUAGACCUUUAUCAAAUCCUUCAAGUCCUGGUAUUUCAGGAGUUGAUUUAUUGGUGGACCAGCCUUUCACACUUGAAAUCUUGACGUCUCUAGUAGAGCUAACUCGAUUUGAGACACUGACUCCACGAUUUUCAGCUACUGUUCCUCCAUGUUGGGUAGAAGUUCAGCAAGAACAGCAGCAAAGACGGCACCCUCAGCACCUGCAUCAGCAGCACCAUGGAGAUGCUGCUCAGCACACCCGCACUUGGAAAUUACAGACCGACAGCAACAGCUGGGAUGAACAUGUAUUUGAACUGGUUCUUCCUAAAGCCUGUAUGGUUGGACAUGUAGACUUCAAAUUUGUUCUGAACUCGAACAUCACCAGUGUCCCCCAGAUACAAGUGACACUGCUGAAGAACAAGGCUCCGGGCCUAGGGAAAGCCAAUGAAACAGCAGUAGAUAGGCAGAUCACCUUUCCUUUGUCUCCAGCUCUUAACAUUGAAGUGGAACAAAAUGGGAACCCGUCUCUGGUUGAUAUGAAUGAAGAAAUGCAGCACAUGGAUGUAGAGGAGUCACAGUGUCUUCGGUUAUGUCCGUUUUUAGAGGAUCAUAAAGAAGACAUUCUGUGUGGCCCAGUAUGGCUUGCUAGUGGUCUUGAUCUAUCAGGUCAUGCUGGGAUGUUGACAUUGACAAGCCCCAAACUUGUUAAAGGUAUGGCAGGAGGGAAAUAUCGCUCGUUUUUAAUCCAUGUCAAAGCAGUUAAUGAAAGAGGAGCAGAUGAGAUGUGUAGCGGUGGCAUGCGUCCUGUUGUGAGACUUCCAUCUCUGAAACACCAGGGUCACAAGGGCUACUCACUUGCUUCUCUCUUGGCAAAGGUUGCAGCAGGCAAGGAAAAAUCAUCUAAUGUUAAAAAUGAAAAUGCAGGAAGCACUCGUAAGUCUGAAAAUCUCCGGGGCUGUGACUUACUUCAAGAAGUCUCUGUCACCAUUCGGAGAUUUAAGAAAACUUCAAUUUCUAAGGAAAGGGUUCAGCGUUGUGCCAUGUUACAGUUUUCAGAAUUCCAUGAGAAACUUCUUAAUACUCUUUGUAGAAGAUCAGAUGACGGGCAAGUCACAGAACACGCUCAGAGUCUUGUUUUGGAUGCUCUCUGCUGGUUAGCUGGAGUUCAUUCAAAUGGACCUGGCAGCUCAAAGGAAGGAAAUGAGUGCCUACUUUCAAAAACACGAAAAUGUCUUUCAGACAUUGUACGUGUUUGCUUCUUCGAGGCAGGACGAAGUAUAGCCCAUAAAUGUGCCCGAUUUCUAGCCUUGUGCAUUAGUAAUGGCAAAUGUGACCCCUGUCAGCCUGGAUUUGGAUCUGUUCUGUUGAAGGCUUUACUUGAUAAUAUGUGCUUUUUGCCAGCAGCAGCAACUGGUGGUUCUGUCUAUUGGUAUUUUGUAUUGCUAAAUUACGUUAAGGAUGAAGACUUGGCUGGGUGCAGUACGGCUUGUGCAGCUUUACUCACUGCCGUGUCCAGACAGUUGCAGGACAGGCUGACACCACUGGAGGCUCUACUUCAAACAAGAUAUGGAUUAUACAGCUCCCCAUUUGAUCCAGUCCUUUUUGACUUGGAGAUGAGUGGCUCUUCUUGUAAAAAUGUAUACAAUAGCAGCAUUGGUGUCCAGUCAGAUGAAAUUGAUUUAUCAGAUGUUCUUUCAGGAAAUGGAAAAGUCAGUAGUUGCACAGCUGCUGAGGGAAGUUUCACAUCUCUCACUGGACUUUUAGAGGUUGAACCCCUGCACUUUACUUGCGUGUCAACUAGUGAUGGAACCAGAAUAGAAAGGGAUGAUGCAAGUACGUUUACUGUGAGUUCCUUCGGGGUUACUCCUGCAGUAGGUGGACUAUCAUCUGGGACAGUUGGGGAAGCCUCGACAGCCCUGAGUUCAGCAGCCCAGGUAGCUUUGCAGUCUCUCUCUCAUGCAAUGGCUUCAGCCGAGCAACAGCUACAGGUGCUGCAAGAGAAACAGCAGCAGCUUUUGAAGCUUCAGCAACAGAAAGCAAAGCUGGAAGCCAAGUUGCAUCAGACAACAGCUGCAGCAGCUGCAGCAGCAUCAGCAGCAUCAGCAGCAGGCCCUGUUCACAACUCUGUGCCUUCCAACCCUGUCGUUGCCCCUGGAUUUUUCAUCCAUCCAUCUGAUGUUAUUCCACCUACUCCAAAAACAACACCACUUUUCAUGACUCCACCACUGACUCCGCCCAAUGAAGCAGUUUCUGUUGUGAUUAAUGCUGAACUUGCACAGCUAUUUCCAGGCUCAGUCAUUGAUCCUCCAGCAGUGAAUCUUGCUGCACAUAACAAAAAUUCCAACAAGUCUAGAAUGCUUGUGAGGAGUCUGGCUAGUUUUUGUUUUAGCCACAUUUCCUACUCAGAAAGCAUUGCUCAGUCAAUAGAUAAUUCCCAGGACAAACUUAGGCGGCAUCAUGUUCCACAACAUUGUAAUAAGAUGCCUAUUACAGCAGACCUAGUUGCUCCUAUUCUUAGGUUUUUGACUGAAGUUGGCAAUAGCCAUAUUAUGAAAGAUUGGCUUGGUGGUUCUGAAGUUAAUCCACUAUGGACAGCACUUUUGUUUUUAUUGUGUCACUCUGGGUCCGCUGCUGGAGGACAUAAUUUAGGGGCACAACAGAGCAGCACAAGAGCAGCUUCUCAUUCUUCAGCUGCUACAACAGGACUGACUACUCAGCAACGGACAGCCAUUGAGAAUGCAACUGUUGCCUUCUUUCUGCAAUGUAUUUCAUGUCACCCUAAUAAUCAAAAGCUGAUGGCACAGGUUCUCUGUGAACUGUUUCAGACAGCUCCUCAAAGGGGUAGCCUCCCAACCUCUGGUAAUAUUUCAGGGUUUGUACGAAGACUGUUCUUACAGUUGAUGCUGGAGGAUGAGAAAGUGACAAUGUUUCUUCAGUCGCCAUGUCCACUGUACAAAGGGAGAAUUAAUGCAACCAGCCAUGUCAUCCAACACCCAAUGUAUGGGGCAGGUCAUAAGUUUCGUACUCUUCAUUUGCCAGUCUCAACAACAUUAUCAGAUGUUCUUGAUAGAGUUUCAGAUACUCCAAGUAUCACAGCUAAACUAAUUAGUGAACAAAAAGAUGAUAAAGAGAAGAAGAACCAUGAAGAGAAAGAAAAGGUUAAGGCAGAAAAUGGAUUUCAGGAUAACUACAGCGUUGUUGUUGCUUCUGGGUUGAAAUCGCAGUCUAAACGUGCUGUGUCUGCUACACCACCUCGUCCACCAUCCAGGAGGGGAAGAGCAAUUCCUGAUAAAAUAGGAAGUACUUCCUCAAGCGCAGACACCGCUAACAAAAUAAUCACUGUCCCAGUGUUUCACUUGUUUCACAGACUCCUUGCAGGUCAGCCAUUGCCAGCUGAAAUGACGCUUGCCCAGCUUUUAACUCUUCUCUAUGACCGAAAACUUCCUCAAGGUUACCGUUCAAUAGACCUUACUGUUAAGUUGGGAUCAAAAGUUAUUACAGACCCAAGUUUGUCCAAAACAGAUUCCUUUAAAAGACUACACCCUGAAAAAGAUCAUGGAGAGUUAAUUGGUAGCUGUCCAGAAGAUGAGGCUCUUACUCCAAGUGAUGAGUGUAUGGAUGGAGUACUAGAUGAAUCUUUGCUGGAAACGUGUCCCAUUCAGUCACCAUUGCAGGUUUUUGCAGGAAUGGGUGGAUUGGCUCUUAUUGCAGAAAGGUUGCCCAUGCUCUAUCCAGAAGUAAUUCAGCAGGUGAGUGCUCCAGUGGUGGCAUCUACUACUCAAGAAAAACCAAAAGAUAGUGAUCAGUUUGAGUGGGUGACCAUAGAACAAUCAGGCGAACUAGUUUAUGAAGCUCCAGAAACUAUUGCAGCUGAGCCUCCACCUGUCAAGUCAGCAGUGCAAGCCACUUCUCCCAUACCUGCCCAUUCUUUGGCUGCUUUUGGAUUAUUUCUUCGUCUUCCGGGGUAUGCUGAAGUGCUCCUGAAAGAGAGAAAACAUGCCCAGUGCCUUCUUCGAUUGGUAUUGGGAGUUACAGAUGAUGGAGAAGGCAGCCACAUUCUGCAAUCUCCAUCAGCCAACGUGCUUCCAACUCUUCCUUUCCACGUUCUUCGCAGCUUGUUUAGUGCUACUCCCUUGACAACCGAUGAUGGUGUGCUUCUGCGGCGGAUGGCACUGGAAAUUGGAGCAUUGCACCUAAUUCUUGUCUGUCUCUCAGCUCUGAGCCAUCAUGCUCCACGAGUUCCAAACUCUAGCCUUAACCAAACUGAGCCACAGGUGUCAAAUUCUCAUAACCCCACGUCAACAGAAGAACAGCAGCUGUAUUGGGCCAAAGGUACUGGCUUUGGCACAGGUUCCACAGCAUCAGGAUGGGACGUAGAACAAGCCUUAACCAAACAGAGGCUAGAAGAGGAGCAUGUGACUUGUCUUCUGCAGGUUCUUGCAAGUUAUAUAAACCCCAUGAGUGGUGCUAUAAAUGGCGAAGCCCAGACAUCUCAUGAGAGCCGAGGACAGAACAGUAGCGCUCUGCCUUCUGUGCUUCUGGAGCUUCUCAGUCAGUCCUGCCUCAUCCCCGCCAUGUCCUCCUACCUGCGAAAUGACUCUGUUCUGGACAUGGCAAGACAUGUGCCACUCUACCGGGCUCUGCUAGAAUUGCUCCGGGCCAUUGCUUCUUGCACAUCUAUGGUGCCACUGUUGUUGCCUCUUUCUACAGAGAAUGGUGAAGAAGAAGAAGAAGAACAAUCAGAGUGUCAGACUUCCGUUGGUACAUUAUUGGCCAAAAUGAAGACCUGUGUUGAUACCUACACCAACCGCUUAAGAUCUAAAAGGGAAAAUGUUAAAACAGGAGUCAAACCAGAUGCACCUGAUCAAGAACCAGAAGGACUUACUCUUCUGGUCCCAGACAUCCAGAGGACUGCUGAGAUCGUCCAUGCAGCCACCACCAGUCUGCGGCAAGCCAAUCAAGAAAAAAAACUAGGUGAAUACUCAAAGAAAGUGGCUAUGAAACCCAAACCUUUGUCAGUAUUAAAAUCACUUGAAGAAAAAUAUGUGGCUGUCAUGAAGAAAUUGCAGUUUGAUACAUUUGAGAUGGUUUCUGAAGAUGAUGAUGGAAAAUUGGGUUUUAAAGUAAAUUACCACUACAUGUCUCAGGUGAAAAAUGCCAAUGAUGCCAACAGUGCUGCCAGAGCCCGCCGUCUGGCUCAGGAAGCGGUGACGCUUUCAACCUCACUGCCUCUAUCAUCGUCUUCCAGUGUGUUUGUACGCUGUGAUGAGGAGCGACUUGACAUCAUGAAGGUUCUGAUAACUGGACCAGCGGACACACCCUAUGCAAACGGCUGCUUUGAAUUUGAUGUAUAUUUUCCUCAAGAUUACCCUAGCUCACCUCCUCUUGUGAACCUAGAAACAACUGGGGGUCAUAGCGUACGCUUCAAUCCCAACCUUUACAAUGAUGGCAAGGUUUGUUUAAGCAUCCUAAACACGUGGCAUGGAAGGCCUGAAGAGAAGUGGAAUCCUCAGACAUCAAGCUUUUUGCAAGUGUUGGUUUCUGUCCAGUCCCUUAUAUUAGUAGCCGAGCCUUACUUUAAUGAACCAGGAUAUGAACGGUCUAGAGGCACUCCCAGUGGCACACAGAGUUCUCGAGAAUACGAUGGAAACAUCCGACAAGCAACGGUUAAAUGGGCAAUGCUAGAACAAAUCAGAAAUCCUUCACCAUGCUUUAAAGAAGUUAUUCACAAACAUUUUUACUUGAAAAGAAUUGAGAUCAUGGCCCAGUGUGAGGAGUGGAUUGCAGACAUCCAGCAGUAUAGCAGCGAUAAGCGGGUGGGCAGGACCAUGUCUCACCAUGCAGCAGCUCUCAAGCGCCACACUGCUCAGCUCCGAGAAGAGCUACUGAAACUUCCCUGUCCUGAAGGCUUAGAUCCAGACAUUGAUGAUGCCUCCCAGGUAUGCAGGACCACAGUGCGUGCUGAAGAGACUCUAACACAUGACCAUGGCAAACCCAGCAGCAGCAAAGACCUCCCCAGUGACUUUCAAUUAUGAGCUGCAUUGAUAUGGAUUUCAUAGACACAAAGGCUUCGGAAGCACAAGCCAAAUAUGUCAAUAUUUGUAUGUAAGAAACUAAUUAUGUAAUAGGUAAUGAAACUGAAACUAUACUAUGCCCUUAAGGAGAUCCAGUUUAAUUCAAGGUGAUCUUUGAUUUACCUGUACAAGAGUGUAAACUUUUUUGUGCUUUUAUUUUUCAAUUGUGAGAACCACUGAUUGGUAUGUUCAACAAAUUUGUGUAUACAAAGAAAUGGAUAAAUCACUGAUCUAUAAGGGAAACUACCUUAGGAAAGAAUGUUUACUUAAUGUUUAUCUUUUUUUUUAACUGUAGAGUGAGAGGUUGUUAACAAAGGAUAUAUAUUGGUCAUUCUUACAACUGCUAUUUAAAGUCAGCAACUUUUCACUGAAUUUGAUAGAUUUUAUGUUUGGCCAUAUCUUCAUGCUCAUAUUUGAUUUCUGAAGACCUCCUACAUACACUUUAAUAAAAGUUAAACGUGCAUAGCCUUUCUUUUUUGAUUUACUGGUACAUUUUUAAGUAAUAAAUCUGCCAUAAAAUGCACUAUAGCUGGAGACUUGCACUUGUAUGGAUGAAUUUAUUACAUUCAACAUAUUUAAUUUUAUGCCUUCUAAGAUGCAGAAAAAAAUAAAUGAACAUGAUUUUAUUCUAUGCCAAACAUUGGGCCUCUGAAUGUAUCAGUUCUUUGAAUUUAAAUAUAUGAAAAGGUAUGGUCAAUUGGAAAAGUCACUUUAAACUGUUUUCCUCAAGGGCUCCUCUUUGUCCUGGACUGUGUGGUUUUGUUCCUAAAGUCACAUGUAUGUAUCAACGUGGAGGCUCUGUAGAGGAGAGAGGCUGGGCCUCUCUGGUGCUGUUACAGUACGUUCUGUACCUGCCAUUCAGGCUCCUUUUCAUUCAAAUUCUUCCUAGAGCCAAUAAAUAAAAACUUAGGUGAA
Messenger RNA from Myodes glareolus (Bank vole), 10410 nucleotides. The record is from RefSeq and is a predicted model, not a curated record. Lineage: Eukaryota; Metazoa; Chordata; Mammalia; Rodentia; Cricetidae.